ACGUUUGUCAAACACGUGUAUAUCCUGAGAGUAACUGGAUCUGCGACAUGUCCUGUUAUAGUUGUCAUUAUAGUGUAAUAACAUAUUCCGAAACAAAUUAUGGGUAAAAGCAAAGCGAAGAAGUUCAAAUCAAAGAAACCCCAGCCUACAGGUUUGCCCAGUGUGAAAGAUUUUGAAGCGGCUCUUGAGCUGGAAGAGACCAAAACCAUCGCAUCAAAUUCUACAAUUCAAAAUCUUAUUGAAAAGCUAACCAGUACAAAUGAGGAUGAGAGAGAGUGUGGCUGUACAGGUAUAGCUGGCCUGGUUUCCCAACCUCAGGCUAUCACCUGUCUACUGCAACAAAAUGUCGUCCGCAUCCUCGCACCCCUCAUCCUCGAUCCUAGUGUACAGGUCCGGCACCGCGCACUGGGGGCACUGCGAAACCUCAGUGUUGAUGGUGGCUUAGAUGUAUGUGAGGAGAUGGUUCACAAAGAUGUCCUGACCCCAUUGGUGGCAUUUUUUAAGCAAUAUCCCAUUGGAUGGAUACCUGAGAAACCAACAAAGAAACAAAAAGACAUGAACACAGAAGCAUUUAUAGAAGGGACACACCUCCUAUGGAACCUUUGUGAGGCCACACAGACUGCCGUUGAUGUUUUCAACAAAGAAGGACUUGGUGCCAUCUUAAUGCCUUGUCUACAUCACACAGUAUAUGAUCUCCCACUGUCUAUAGCAGUAGGCCAGUGUCUCCACACGGUGUCUGAGGAUAACCUCCCUUUCACUCGUGCAUGUGCUGAGAACCAGGAAACUAUACAGCAGCUACUGAACCUGAUGGGCCAAGUCUCAGAGUCAGCUGGACACAUCUUACUCAAAACACUGGCAACAGGCAUAUUGGUUAAUAUUAAGAGCUCAGAGCUCACUACUGCACCAGGCAAUCUUGUUACUCACAUACUGACUUCAGUAUCUGAGGUGCUGGAUAUUAAGGCUUUAGAUGACUUCACUGCUUGUCUAGAUAGAUUGAGAGAGAUGGCAUCAAAAGAUGAUGAAAAGAAGGAUGAAACUUCUGCAGGAAGUCCAAUCAGUGAAGAUAAAAUCAGUGUCAAAAACAAGCUGCAGGACAUAGAACAUUUUAUAUCAGCUCAGAUGAUAGCUCUGGAAAUAUCAGCUAAUCUUUGUUGUAUAGAAGAAGCAUGGGAGGACAUGGAUAGCAGUGAGUCCGAUGACCAGAUCAAUGAUGCUGACUUUGAGGAGGAAACCAUGGAUGAUAACUUAUUUUCUCCUUUAUGUGUUUCAUCUGAAAUUCAAGGUGCAAUAUUAAGUAACGAGAUAUUUAGCAAGGUGUUGAAGAAAGCUCAGCCUUGUAUUCUACCGGAGGAUGGUACGGGUCUGAGUGAUCAGCAGAAAAAUUUAGUGAAAAGGUUUGAGAAGCUGGAAGUUCAUGCCCUACUGUGUGUAAAUAACCUGGUCAGUUCUAUAGAUCUUGAAGCCUUAGGAGGCCUGGAUAACCUUCAUAGUGUAUGGCAGGGUCUAGUUCAACUGACCGCCACCAAACAUGACGGAGAUCGUAACGACCUUUUGGAAGCCGUUACUAGUGCUAUGCGAGCUGUCAUACAGAAGUUGGCGGAACAUGAGUCCCCAAAGCUGUUGGAGGUUACUGGACAGGACCUACAGUUUUUAUAUGAGAUGGGACAGCAAGGUAACGGUCCAGAUAUUCGUGUUAAUGCUGUUAGGAUUGUAGCCACGUUUGGAGCCCACUUCGCCAAAAACAAAGAGCCACAUCCAAUGCUAGUGAACCUUGGGCAGUUCCUGUUAGAGGUGGCCUGUCGCGAUGGAGAACUAUGGGUUGUAGCCGAGGCCCUGGAUGCCAUCUUUGAUGUGUUCGGAGAAGACCACCUCAACAACAUCCUGUCAGAGAUCCGGCUGCUCGAAAGAUUGCGACAGCUCCUCCCACUACUCAAAUCAAAGAUGAAGACAAACAGGAAAGACUUGGGAGAUCACUUCCCGGUGAUUUCAACUGCCAGGACAAAUCUCAUACGCUUCAUAAAAUACAAGUCCUCAUUGAAACGCAUCGAGAAUGAUAAUAUUGGUGGAAACUGGUAUAACCAGACAGAGCCUCCUUGGUCGGGCUGUUGUCCUACUAAAUUUUGUUGGGAGAUAGAACCCCUGGAGAACAAACCUACAACAGCACAUAUAACGAAUAAUUGUGAAAUCAAACUUAUAUUGGUGCAGGUACCAACGAAUUCUUAUUUUUUGCGGCGGAUUUGGACCGUCAACAUGUUGCAAGCUGUUGUAGUUUUGUGGUGUGCACUAGGUCUACAUAUGGCCAAUGGUGCCGCCACUACAGUUAAUCCAGGUUGUGGAACUGUGCCUGCUGAUAUCGUAUUUUUACUAGAUGCAUCCGGAAGUGUAGGAUCGUCAAAUUUCCAGAAACAAAAGGAUUUUGUUGCAAAAUUUGCUAAUUCAUUUGAUAUUGGACCCCAUAACGUCCAAAUUGGCGUGACAACGUUUUCCACUUCGACCCACAACCAGUUCAAUUUGAACAAAUAUUUAAGCAAAGGAUCCCUAGUACACGCCAUCAACUCCAUUCCCUAUCAAUCCGGCAGUACAAUGACCAGCCAGGCCCUUACUUAUGUUACCCAGAACAGUUUUACUCACGCCGCUGGGGACAGAGAUCACGUGGCCAAUAUCCUGAUCGUGAUGACGGAUGGACAGUCUAAUAACAAACCUGCCACAAUAGCUGCAUCCGACAAACUUCAUCAAACGAACAUUAAAACGUUUGCAAUCGGGAUUGGAAGCGGCAUCGAUAAUGGCGAGUUAGGUCACAUUGCCUCCGACUCCAAGCAUGUUUUCACGGUAUCCAACUUUGACGCUCUUACGACUCUGCAAGCCGAACUCAAGAAGACGGCCUGUGAGAUUGAUGGCGGUUGGUCAAAAUGGGGAUUCUGGAGUCCAUGCACCAAAACAUGUGGAGGUGGUACACAUUACCAAGAGCGAACAUGUUCCGACCCACCUCCGGCAAACGGAGGAGCACAAUGUACUGGGCCACAUCGUCAGACAGGAACAUGUAAUACCCAUGCGUGCCCUACUCCACCACCUACAACAACCACCACUACGGCUUUGACCACGCCCAUUCCAACAACGCCCUCACCAGGAUGUGGCGUUGUACCAGCUGAUAUUGUCUUCAUCCUUGACUCGUCAGGCAGUGUUGGAUCAGCAAAUUACCAGAAGAUGUUACAGUUCGUUGAAAACAUGGUUCAAGGAUUUACCAUUGGUCCAAAUGAAACUGAGAUUGCUGUUGUUACAUUUAGUGACAAGCCGAAACUUGAGUUCCAUUUGAAUAAGUACCACGAUAAGCAGUCGAUUGUAAACGCCAUAUCUAAUAUCAACUAUGUUUCCGGAGGGACGAACACAGCUGACGCGCUGAAAUACGCUAGAGAGGUCAGUUUUACAGCUGCAAACGGUGAACGACCAAACGCCGCUCAAAUUGCUAUAGUUAUUACUGAUGGCAUGUCCAACAGUGCUGGAGCCACUGCAACUGAGGCUGCGCGCCUUAGGGGUGAUGGUAUUACUGUUUUCUCCGUCGGCGUCGGAAGUGGACCAAAGACAACCGAACUCAAUGCCAUGGCAACUGAUCCUGACAAUCAGCACGUGUUUGUCGUCAAUAACUUUGAUGCUUUAAAACAGAUUAAAGGGACACUUGCUCAGAAGGCAUGUGAAGUGAAAGCGACUGCAACACCACCUCCCAAAAAUGAAACUGAAUGUGGUGCCCAGGCAGAUAUUGUGUUCUUGUUGGAUUCUUCUGGUAGCGUCGGUAGGACCAACUUCAACAAAAUGUUAGAUUUCGUAACGAAUGUGAGCAACAGCUUUAAGAUUGGACCACAUGAUGUCCAAAUCGGCGUGGACACUUUCCAAACAUCACAUAAAACUGAAUUUACACUUGGAGAGCAUUUGCAGAAAGCCGACCUCAUUGCCGCUGUAAACAAAAUCCCUUACCAUAGCGGGGCAACACAUACCGGCGAAGCCAUUCAGUUUCUUCAUAACACCAGUUUCACGACAGCGGCAGGUCAUCGACCAAAUGUUCCGAAGAUUGCUAUAGUAGUAACGGACGGUAAUUCAAACAACAGGCAACUGACUGCAGCAGAAUCUGACUUGGCGCGAAAGGAUGGCAUUAAGAUGUUGGCCAUUGGCGUCGGCCAUGGUAUCAACGAUGCUGAAUUGAAAGCCAUUGCCAGCGACCCAGAUAGUCAAUACGUCUUUAGAGCAGACAACUUCGAUGCUCUGGCGUCCAUGAAGGGUUCACUAUCAAGCAAAGCAUGUGAAGCAUCCAAGCCUGAAAACAACACUGCAUCUAAUUGUCAUGCUGGCUCCAAAGCCGACAUAAUUUUUAACCUGGACUCAUCCGGUAGUGUUGGAAAGACAAACUUUGACAAGAUGCUCGAGUUUGUCAAAGGUAUGGUGAAGAAUUUCGACAUCGGGAGCAACAAAAUCCGGGUAGGUUUAACUACCUUCAGUUCAAGACCAUAUAUCAUGUUUAAUCUUGAUAAAUAUACAGACAAGGCAUCGUUGAUGGCAGCAAUUGACCACAUACCUUACAAGUCCGGCGGUACCAAUACGGCAGAUGCUCUGAAAGAGGUUUAUUCCAAGAUGUUUACAACGGCUAACGGUGACCGUCCCGGUGUUCCAAACAUCGAAAUAGUGAUUACUGAUGGCCGUUCGAACAACCACCCAGCAACCGUAAAUGAAGCUUCUAUUACUAAGAAGCAAGGAAUCGAUGUCUUUUCUGUUGGUGUUGGACAUGGCAUCAGUAAGUCGGAGUUGAAUGAUAUCGCCAGUGAUCCGGACAACACUCAUGUCAUGACUGUUGAUGACUUCAGCAAACUGCAACAAAUUCAAGGAGCGUUUGCCUCGCAGACUUGUCAAGUGUCACCACCUGUGGCUGUUGACCCUUGUCAGGACAAACUUUCAAACUGUGACACCUAUGCGAAGAGUUCUUGUGGUGGUAUUUACACGCAGUGGGCAACAACGCAAUGUGCUCGCACAUGUCGCAUAUGUGAUCCUGCCAUUCCAACAGUUCCUCCAGACUGCGUGGACAAACUAUCCAACUGUCGGGAUUAUGAUGCGCAGGUGUGCAGUUCCUUCGGACCAUGGGCCCAUGAUAAUUGCAGACAGUUCUGUGGUUUCUGUCACUUCAAUGCUCAUGGCGUUAAUGGCUACUACGGAAAAUGUUAUUAUAAUGGAAAGUCCUACACACAAGGACAGACCUGGUCUGAUGGUUGCGCCUAUGACUGCACAUGCGACGAUGCCUCAAAGGGGAAAUAUAGCUGUUAUAACAAGUGUCCCUCAUACUAUAACCUUCCCCCGCAAUGUACACUCACCAAAAAAGCUGGAGAGUGCUGUCUACAGCCAGUUUGCAACUUUAACCCGAACUAUCAGACCACGAGUGGACAAAGUUUGGGAAAUCUGAACGGGAUAAGUACCUGCCAUUACAAGGGACAUGAAUACUUCCAAGGACAGACAUGGCAAGAUGGUUGUCAAUAUGACUGCCAAUGUACGGACGCUGGCGCAGGCAUGUACAGCUGCCAAGCAAGGUGCCCAGUCUACAAGAAUCUACCACCUGUAUGUCAUCUUCAAAAGCUACCCGGAAAAUGCUGCCAGGAGCCAACUUGUGACUUUAACCAACAGUAUGGAACAUUUAACGGUGUUGGGGCUAUCAGUGGCAAAGGAGUAGGUCAGUAAAGUGUGACCCCGACUGCACCUGCACCAUGUGUUGACAAAGCUAAGAAUUGUAACCUGUAUCAAGCAAGCAUGUGUACCAGCUCUGGAUACCAUGAAUGGGCAAAGGAAAACUGUGCACUCUUCUGUAAUUUCUGUCAGAAGUGUAUCUACAAGGGUGUUGACUAUUCCCAGGGUCAGACCUGGUUUGACGGUUGUGACUAUGAAUGCAUGUGCGAGAAUGCCAAAUACGGAUAUUAUAGAUGUAACAAACGAUGCCCAGAUUAUGUAAACCUGCCGCUUAAUUGCAAUCCUGUGAAAGUUAAAGACCAAUGUUGUCAACGAAUACAGUGUGAUGGCGGACAGGGUUCAUUCAUAGGGUCUUCUACUGUCUCUGGAGUAGUUGGCAAUUAUCCCAUACCCAACCUUCCUUCUGGUACCAGUGGAUCCACAGGACCCGGGGGACUUACACCAGUUCCUGGGGGGCCGUCUCAGGCUCCAGGUCUCAACUCAGGUGGCGCCUCCAGUAUUCCAAUGAGAGUUGAUGGUUGUUAUGUCAAGGGGAAGCUUUACCAACAGGGUCUGCGAUGGACGGACGGAUGUCAAUGGACGUGUGUCUGCGAAGAUGGCAAAACUGGACGAUACCGAUGUCAGCCCAAAUGCCCCGAUUUUAAGAAUCUACCGGUCCAAUGUGUGUUGCAAGAAGAUCCAAAAGAUCCAUGUUGCAAAGUACCCACAUGUAGUAAUGGAGCCAAUGGACAACAGGUACACAUACCAGUUCCUAGCUACAAACCAGGGUACUCGGGUUACGGCACUGCUGCUCUUCCACAGACAGUAGCAUCUGGUGCCUAUGGACCUGGUCCAACUAGUUCUGGAAGACCUUCUUCGUCAUUCACUGGUCUUAGUGCUGGCCACACUGUUGUUGGAUCGACUGGAGGAGGAUGUAUUUACAAAGGGGUCGUUCAUCACCAAGGAGACUCUUGGGACGAUGGAUGUGACUUCCGGUGUGAAUGCUUGGACGCUCAACAGGGACAGUACAGAUGUAAUGAUAGAUGCCCGAGCAUGAUGAACCUCCCAGCACAAUGUACGAAGAUACCUGAUCCUGCCGAUCAUUGCUGCCAGACAUACACCUGUGAUUUUUCACAAACCGUAACGACGCCACCACCAUUUUAUGCCAGAACAACACCACCUACAGGUGGAGAUUACUGUGUGUACAAAGGUUUGUAUUACAACCAGGGCGAGCAGUGGGAUGACGGCUGCAGCUACAAGUGUCGCUGUGAGGAUGCUAGGAACCACUAUCACCAGUGUACCGAUAGGUGCGCUCGGUUUGACAAUGUGCCUCUUGGCUGUUCAUUUGUUCCCGACACUAAGGAUCCUACUUGUUGUCGUGUACCCCAAUGCUCUGCAUCAAUGGGUGGCCCAGUCUUAGGGGGCCAGUCAAUGAACCCAACUGGAUUCGUUGGAUCCUUAACCGGAUAUGGCAAACCGCCCAGUGCUGGAAAUAAUCCCAAUAUAUCUCAAACCGGAUACGCAAGAGCGUGUAUCUACAAGGGUCAAAUAUACCAACAAGGACAGACCUGGCAGGAUGGAUGCGAUUACGACUGUGAAUGCACCGACGCCACAAAGGGCAUGUACAGGUGUACGGACAGGUAA
This is a messenger RNA of Ylistrum balloti, 7341 nucleotides long. RefSeq lists its product as uncharacterized. The transcript has 45 exons. The record is from RefSeq and is a predicted model, not a curated record. NCBI's taxonomy places the organism in Eukaryota, Metazoa, Mollusca, Bivalvia, Pectinida, Pectinidae. Gene Ontology annotation, molecular function: protein binding.